CCCGUCUCUCCCGACCUCCCUGACCCUCUCCCUUGUCAGCAAACCAGAACAAUGAGGGCCCCUCCAUCGCUUAUGAGGCCCCCCCACCGUCCCGACAUUCAGCUGGACGACAUUCGUGAGGAGGACGCCGUCUUGCGAAUCAUAUCAGAGAAGGCAAAGACCAAGACAGAGAGAGAGCUGGCCUACCAAGGAAGGUGGGCGAGACCAUGCAUUGGCAUCCGAGAUUGUCCGCAUCUUUGUCUUGGUGCGGUGUGCUGUGUGAUUCAGAUGGUCCGAUGGCCUUUGUGAGGUGUGGAAUGACUGUGGGUGGUUCAUCGCCACGCUAUUCCUCGGCUGUUGGCUGAGACAGGGCGUCACGCUGCAGCGGUCCAACAUCAUGGGUCUGGCGGAGGCCUGCCCCCUCUUUGGCUUCCUCUUUCUGGUCUCGGUGGGGCUGCUCUUCGUGUCGUGGUACGGGUACACCAACCUGGUCUUCCUGGCGUGCUUCUUCAUACUCAUCUACCUCCUGCUGACGUGGAAAUACCACCUCAGAUUCAGACACGUAAGCACAGCACAGCACAGCACAGCACAGACCGACAGAAAAGCCAACAGAGACGUACAGUACACUGAUGGGAUGGGGGGUAUCUGUCUGUUUCUGUCUUAAUUGUUGGUUCGAUUCAGCGGUUCUCCCUGCCAGCCACCGAUUCGACAGAGGAUUGCUGCCUCGUGUUUCUUUGUCUGCCAUUCGUCCUGGCCCACCAAGGCAGACACGCAGACAGAUUCGCCGGUAGGCAGCAGCAAGCCAACUCAGCAGCAAGCCAACUCCCGUACACUACACGCCUGCAUAUGUCUCUACUCGCUGCAUCGCAUCAGGUGUGUUGGCGCCCGCCAGGUCGGGUGCUUAUUAUGACGAAGAGAUUGCCAUCGGAGACGCCACCAAACAGCCACUGGCCCCCACAUACGACACCUACCCCCAGCCCAACGCAGGCGACAAGCCCACACAGAAGAUGGGCACCAAGCUGACCAUGGAGAGUCUGGAGACGCGAGAGCCGCUCACAGUGCACGGCACCAAGGACACGAGCUUCGUACCCGUCAUGAUGGGCGGGGGCAGCGGCGAGAGCCUCACCGACAGAGAGAGACCCGACAGCAACACAAGCCGUGAGACUUCAUCAGUCGUUAGACAGGGGCCCCUCAUGUCUCAGCUGACGCGUCACCUCUCCGACGAAGCGGUCGUGCACCGACACACACACACCGGCCCCUCGGCCACAGCCAGCCAGCAGCUCGCCACCCCGCCAACCCACCUACAGCAUUUUUCGUCGUCGCACAGCGACGUCAUUCACUACGCCAACACGCAGAGAGGGGGGCCGGACAUACAGGGGCAGGGGAAGCGAGGGCCGCUGAAAGAGGAGGACAUCGAGCGAGAACUGAUGCGAAUGCGGUCGAUGCAGCAGCAGCAGCAGGAGCAAGGCGCCUACCUGCCGUGGCGCCCCAGCUGGCGACGGGCGGCCACACUGGACCCCACUGUUUAUGGCAAGCCUCUGUUUGAUCCCGCUGAUUUCUACCGCCGUGCCCGCAGCGAGAUAGCAGUGCCCGUGACGCAACAGCAGCACAUGGGGGAUGACGAUGCGGCCAGCGGGACGACAGAGGGAGGGUCUGGGCGAAAGAAGACGGGCGAGCCGUUCAGAAAAAAGAUGAGAGUGGAGAAAUAGAUGAGUUGGACAGAUCAGAUGGAGAGCUGAAUGAGAACCGAGUUAAUUGACAAAGCGACUUGCUGUCUGUCUGUGUGUCUGCGGGGAAGGGCGAAAAUAGUUUUGACUCAUGUGCCUUUACAGGAGAUAAGUAAGUAUUGACACGCACAGACACGCCAGUUUAUGUAUAUCGACCCGUAAAUCGACACACUGGAAUAA
This is a messenger RNA of Vitrella brassicaformis, 1886 nucleotides long. The record is from the annotation of a GenBank genome assembly. NCBI's taxonomy places the organism in Eukaryota, Vitrellaceae.